Molecule: messenger RNA, 1184 nt
Organism: Punctularia strigosozonata HHB-11173 SS5
Lineage: Eukaryota; Fungi; Basidiomycota; Agaricomycetes; Corticiales; Punctulariaceae
Exons: 6
Coding region: 1-1119 (372 amino acids)
Source: RefSeq, a predicted model, not a curated record
AUGUUCAUGCAAGGGUUCCGGGCCUACUACGCCGCCUUUAUCGCGGCUUUGAUUCACGGGGUGCACAGUGGGUACAUCGACGCCCCUCAUGUGCCUCUGGCGAAACUGCAGACCACCGUGCAGGAUCCAUGGCAAUGGUGGUACUUCGAUCUCCUCUCCAACGAAGGGACCGCGCUUCAGAUCGUAUACUUCUCUGGAUACGGUUUCGGACCACUGUCUCCCGUUCCGUUCUACAUACAAGUCAGCGCGACCCUACCAAAUGGAACUUCUCUGGUUACUCUUGGGCUUGCCUCGGGAUAUGGGUCCGUUAGUCAGUCCGUGGGCGAUUACAGCAACGGAGCAUGGCCUGGACUGGGUGGAUGGAACUCAACGGCUUCGCAAUACACUGUUCGGUUCGAAGACGGGCUUGGGUAUGUGAGCGGGAACCUGACGUUGGAUAUGACAACCCCGCCGCAUUACCCCUGCGACGAGCCCAAUGACCCAUCUUUCAGUACCACUGUUGCACCCAACCUAGUUGGCCCGUGGCUCGGGUGGUCGAAUGCAGUACCCGGUGCCACUGGGGAUGCUCAUCUGACAGUUGGGAAGCAAACAUACACGUUCUCCGGCAACGGAUACCACGACUCCAACUUUGGCAUGAAGCAGCUCAGCGAGAACACCAACCAAUGGUACUGGGGCCGGGGCGCUGUCGGGCCUUACACCUUCGUGUAUUUCGCGUACUUGCCCAAAGGCUCCUCCGUCCCUGCUUCGGAUCCGAACACAUGGUACACCUCGGGCUUCCUCUCCAAGGACGGCACGAAGAUCGUCAACUUCUGUAGUGUCGAGCAAAACGGCGCCGAACAUACGCAGCAACACAUCACCCUCGAGACUCGAGGCAAGAUAUGGACCGAGCUGCCUUUGCUGGUUGGCACGCCCGAUGAUUCGGAAGUGGGUGUGGUCGUGACUUAUACCAUCAACGGCGAGGACUAUGUCUUCAACAUGAGCUCAAUGGCCGUAUCGCUCGCGGGCGGCCCGAUAUUGCCGUACGCACGAUGGACCUCAAGUAUUCAAGGUGGCAAAGUAGGAGAGGAUCCUGCGACAGGAUAUGGUAACUUCGAGAUCCUCAAUUACGGAGAUGACUAGAGGACUGUUUACAUCGUAAACACCACGGAUCACCGUUUAGCAUGAUAUUAUUACACAUACAUAAC